Esox lucius (northern pike) is the source of this 3180-nucleotide messenger RNA. RefSeq names its product interleukin 11 receptor, alpha (gene il11ra). The coding region runs from base 188 to 1369 and encodes 393 amino acids. The transcript is spliced from 12 exons. The record is from RefSeq and is a predicted model, not a curated record. NCBI's taxonomy places the organism in Eukaryota, Metazoa, Chordata, Actinopteri, Esociformes, Esocidae. Gene Ontology annotation, molecular function: protein binding.
GAAACACUAGUGCUAUUCCUUACUGACGCUCGGCUCCUCCAAUGGGAUCAGCUCUGAGGGACCGUAAGCAAGGUUUCUUUACUACGGACUACGGUUAUCUACACUCGGGAACGUAAAACUCGACAAAGUCGAAGCCAUGGACCGCGACCACCCGAAAAUGCCCGUUUAACCUUUGAAGAUAUUAAAGAUGCCCGGCCUUGUGUCCUGUCUCCGUGUUCUGAUAGUCAUUGGGCUGCUCCUCCUCCUUUCCCCUGUCAACUCCCAGUCAGAGAUAUGGACCAAUGAAGUUUCAGAUGUUCAGUAUGGACGGUUGGGGUCUAAUGUCACACUGGAGUGCAGCGUGGCACCGGGCAGGUCGUCAGUGGAGUGGCGUCUAAACAGGAGCUCUGCGUUACCGUGGCAACACCAUGUGACAUCAGACGGUCACCUGGUCCUCCUGCAUGCCGACCACGCUGCAGAGGGCAACUACAGCUGUUAUGACAACCAGGGACUCCUCAUUCAAACUGUCAGACUACAGCUGGGACAUCCCCCCGGACUGCUCAGCGUUUCCUGUCGUGUGCCCAAUCACAACCUGGUGUUUUGUUCUUGGGUGGAGUCUGUGAAGACUCACCUGCCAGCCCAGUACCACGCCUCCUACAGGGACAGGAACCAGGUGAUGCCGUGUGAUGUGUCUCCACCCCCCCAGCAGCGGUGCACCAUCACCGGACCCACCAUGUGGCAGCCAUACCAUGACAUAAACAUCACGGAGACCAACCCUCUGGGUACCCAGACCACUGUCGUCAGGCUCCGCUUUGACCAAUUAUUAAAGCCCGACCCCCCAGAGGCGGUGACAGCAGAGGGGGUUGUGGGAUUCACCAGGAGGCUGCAGGUGAACUGGAGACCGCCUGCUUCCUGGCCCAAUGAUUCAGGUCCUUUCCCCCUCCACGUCCAACUCCAGUACCGGCCUGUUGGAUCCAAAGUCUGGUCCACUGUGGAAACUAUGGACAGUCACCUGCUGAUAACUGAUGCCUUAGAAGCCACUGCCCACCACCUGCAGGUCAGAGUUCAGGAUGGACACAACCCAGACAGCCAGUGGAGUGAUUGGAGCCCUGUCCAGCAGGCCUCCCCCUGGACUAGAAGCACAGUUCAGCCUACUGAAGUAACACCAGCUGACUAUGAAACAGAUGCGACAACCACCCCCAAGCCAGAGAAUCUGUAUGAAGAAGGUGGUAAUCUCGGCGUGGUAGUUUUACUGGCUCUGUUUGCUGGAAUCAUCCUGGCACUGGUUUCCUCUCUUUUUGUUCUUAUGUGGAUGAGACACAGGGGGUGGGGCAACAGGACGAAACAAGAACUGACCUCAAUGGUGAAGAUGAAGUCCAUGCCGAUCUAAAACCCCUUGGUUGGCCCCUACUCUCAGCCCUUAUAGGGCCUCUAGUCUCCACAAAGCCACGUCCUACCAGAAUUCACAACAUGCUUUCCACAAGCCAUUCGCAGCAUAUGCCUGGCCUUCUGAUUCUGCCUGCCGACAGACGUGGCGGAAUGACCGACCGACUCCUUCAAGUGGAGCUAAAUCUAUCCUGAUUGGCUAUGAGGCUCAACAUAACGUUCUCUACAGUAUGUAGCAACCACACUCUUGAGGGCAGAAGACCUGUACAUAGAAUGGUCUGACUGUCUGCAACCUUUCAUUGUUGACUUGUAGAAUGCUGUGAAGAAGCAGAGAUCAGGGCAUUAUGGUUAUACUGUUGGCAUUAUACAAGUGUCACUAGCUUCACUGGUGCCUAGCCUUACAUUAAAACAUUUGGACUUUGCAGAUAUGGAAUCUAACCUUGAGGUGACAAUAGAAGCUAGUGACAACGCAGUAUAGAGGUUAUAAACUUGCCAAUUCCUCUGGAUUUCAGUGGAAGAGAAACUUAAGAGAAGAAGUGUGCAAGGCUAUUGGACAAGGGGGAGAGUUCUGUCAGUUGCAGUCUGGCGACUCCUGCAACAGGAGUAUGUUAGUCUGAGGUUGGUCUGGGAAGAGUUACCUCUACCUCUCCCACAGACUGGCAGUGUUUAUGUGCUUUGUUCUCUUGUUGAAGGGACUUCCAUCUUCUACAAGCACAUGUUCCUGUUUUCAAGGGACACAGAAAGUGACAGCCUAUGUUCGGACUUUAACAAGACAACGCUCCUCCACAUCUAAUGGAUUGGUUGAACCUCCCCAGCGUUUUAUCUACAUGUGGGGCAAAACCAUGGAAUAUUACCUGAAGUCUCUCUGCGUGGAUGAAGUUCAUUGUGAAACAGCACCCUCCAUUUCAGGACAGUCCCUCCUGGUGCCACAACACUGUGUAGGAAUGUAAAAAACAAACUGCCUUAGCUCAGAGUUAAUGCCUCUGGGUAGAGGAGAAACGUCAUGUUCUCUCAAGCCAGUAGUCAUCCGUGGACUGUUUUAGCUAUUUGUAUAUUGUUUAUUAACCAACAGAAUGAAAUAGAUCAUAUGUUACGCUAUUUUUACACGUUUCAUUGUACUGUUAUGUGGACUCCUUUCCAUAAGUUUAUUAUAAAUAUCAGUGUUUCCCAAGUUUUACACACAGCGAUUUAAAAUUGGACCUCUAUUCCAAAAGAUUUGUUGUUGCUACAGAUGUCGAAUCUUAAUAUGAGCCAAUUGCAAAAUUUUAAUUAUUACGGUCUAUGCUAUUUAGGGAAAUUCCUGCAAUAAUACAAAGAUCAAAUUAUCAUUCGACAUCUUUAGAUAAUGUUCUGCCCUACCUCUGACAGUUCUCUGUGCCAAAGAUGGUGUUUUAACCUGACAAUGUGUUUUGCCACGUCAGGGCAUCAUUCCUCUACCCAGCCAUCUGAUUGCAUGUUCCUGUUCGCACUCACACACCGACACAUAGAGGCCUUGACGAUUACCUUAAGAAAUGCAACAGUAGCAUCAGUACCUUGGGGGUGUACAAGUGCUUCAAUAGUUCUGAGUCUGCUUGUUUAAAGGCAGGAGCAUUGAGUUUAAUACGGGACCUCUGUUCUAAGGGAUAGAGUUGACAUUGUGUCUAUUCUGAAGGUAAUAGGGUGCAAUUUGGGAUGGCUGUCUGCUUCAGCAUGACCAUAAUGGUGGAAGUUAGAAGUCAAUCAUCAAGUUUGUUCCACACUGUAGUGAUGGCCAUUCGAGGCUUCAUUAGCGUUCUUCUAGCAGCAGGAUAUUAUGCUAGCAGUGCUAACUCAGAU